This is a messenger RNA of Penicillium chermesinum, 2385 nucleotides long. RefSeq names its product mRNA-binding ubiquitin-specific protease UBP3. Gene Ontology annotation, cellular component: nucleus; cytosol. Gene Ontology annotation, molecular function: cysteine-type deubiquitinase activity; cysteine-type endopeptidase activity. Gene Ontology annotation, biological process: protein deubiquitination. NCBI's taxonomy places the organism in Eukaryota, Fungi, Ascomycota, Eurotiomycetes, Eurotiales, Aspergillaceae. The record is from RefSeq and is a predicted model, not a curated record. Bases 1 to 2385 code for a protein of 794 amino acids. The transcript is spliced from 4 exons.
AUGCCCCACGGGCAAACCCCGAUGCCUCCGUCUCGGAGACAGCAGGAUUUUUCUUACAACCCCAGCGUGCCCAACAUGCGCUCCCCACCAUACAUGGGCUAUCCGCCACACAUGAGCGGUAUGAACGGUAUGAACGGCCAUAUGGCUCCAGCAUAUGCGCCGCAGCAGUUCCAAUGGUAUCCUCCGUACGGACAUAUGCAGCAGAUGCCUCCUCGUUCGUUCCAUCCUCCCUAUGGGCCAAUGAUCCCUCGAUCCUCGACCCCGCUGCAGCAGGCCAUGUCUCCACAAAUCCAAGCUCCUCUUCCACCUGCAUUGCAUGAACACCCUGUGCUGCCUCCUCAGCAGCAAGCUCAACAAUAUCCCAUGCCCUCGCCUUCGCCUUGGGGGGAGCCCAAAGCUGUUACAACAGAGAAACCUGCAUUCUUCGCACCUGUUCCCUGGCUUUCUGUUCCUGGACAACCUUUCCCUGCUCCAGUACCCCGCAAACCCCGACGACGCACUUUGACAACCGUUCUUGAAUUUCCAGCAAAGGGUGGACGCUGGAUUAUUGGGCCACGCAAAGGCGAAUAUGUCAUUGGUGAUGGAUAUAAACCGGUCACUGCCAUCCCUCGGCCGCCCUCGGAGCCUCAAACUCCGACCACUUCCGUCCCUCGAUCUGAUGCAAACUCCACCCAGCCUACCACGCCCUCUUCGACUGCUAAAUCUCAUGUUCAGCAUACUAAGCCCGUUAUUCCUGUUGUCCCUAGUGCUCAUGGCACCCCUCGCCGUCAAACAAAGGACAGCGCUAGUGUCACCUCCGAUACACCAAAGUCAACCGUGGUUGCCGACAGCGAGACAGACAAUAGAUCAGAGACUCCCGGCACUGAAGAGGAGAAAUCGACCUCGCCUGUUCGCGCUGCUCCGAAAUCAUGGGCAGAGCUUCUCCGUUCCAAGGCCGCUGCUAAGGAAGCCAGUGCUCCUGUGGUUGCAGAGUCGACGACUAUGCCAGUCCAACAAAACCAAACCCUUGCGGACGUUCUGAGCAACCUAGGAGAUGAUGUCGCCCAGUACAGCGAUAAAGUGGCUUUCCUUGAGCCUCGUGGCCUGGUUAACACCGGGAACAUGUGCUACAUGAACUCGGUUUUGCAGAUUCUGGUUUCUUGUGUCCCAUUCCAUCAAUUCCUGGAUCACGUUGGUCGCCGCGCUGUACACAGCUUCAAAAGUGAUGUGCCUCUGAUUGACGCUCUGAUUAUGUUCAUGCGAGAGUUCCGUGUCAUUGACGCCGCCACGUCGGAGGACCAGUUACGUAUGAGACUCAAGCCAAGUGAACUUGAGCAGUACGGUGAUGCCUUCGUUCCCGAGUUCGUCUAUGAUAUGAUCAGGCAGCUGCCUCGUUUCAAAGAUAUGCGUCGCGGCCACCAGCAAGACGCCCAAGAGUUCCUUGGCUUCCUUCUCGAAGAGCUGCAUGAGGAAUGCGACCGAGCCGCGCAGCAUGCCUCUAAGUCUAAGGACCCUCAUGAUGAUGACGAUCAGGCGGCCUUUGAUGGAUCUGUUGAUGGGUGGUUGGAAGUUGGCCACAAGCAGAAGUCCGCCGUCACUCAAUCUUCUGGUGCUAUCUCAUCAGAGUCACCCGUCACCCGUAUCUUCGGAGGCAAGCUCCGAUCUGAGUUCAAAGUACCCGGUAACAAGACCUCGGUCACUAUGGAACCUUAUCAGCCGUUGCAACUUGAUAUUGGUUCUCCCGAGGUUCACAACAUCAUCGACGCGCUGAAGGGACUGACCAAGCCCGAGAAUAUUCAGGGCGAUUUCAAUUCAUCCCGGGGGCCGAACUACGAUAGCUCGACUGGCGCUACUCAAAAGAUCUGGAAGAAGGUUGGCUACCCACUCGACUUGGAGAUUCCCCGAGAAGUGUUCCCUGCACACCGUCGCAACGCUUUCAUGGCGUCGGGCGGUCUGCCCAAGUAUCGCCUUAUGGGUGUCAUUUAUCAUCAUGGAAAGAAUGCCAGCGUCGGGCACUACACCGUUGAUGUUAGACGCCAAGAUGGCCGUGAGUGGAUUCGCAUGGAUGACACGGUUCUCCGUCGUGUUCGCAGUGAAGAUGUGGCCGAAGCAGGCGGCGAAGAGGAUCCGAAGGUUCUCGCCGCGGCUCUCGAGCAUCACAAACAAGACAAGAAUUCUCGUUCCAACAUCUUCAGCCACUUUGACCAGGACGAUAUGGACUCGUUCGACAAUGAUAAGGGCUGGAGCCAGGUGAACGGAAACGGCUCGACCGGCCACGGCACCAAGAAAUCCGUGAAUGGGAUUUCAUCCCCUAGCAACUCCUCUGGGGUGCGUACACCACUUGGCAGAUAUGGGUCUCGCGAUAAUCGUGUUGCCUACCUGCUGUUCUACCAGCGCAUGGCAUGA